Molecule: messenger RNA, 597 nt
Organism: Acanthosepion pharaonis
Lineage: Eukaryota; Metazoa; Mollusca; Cephalopoda; Sepiida; Sepiidae
Source: the annotation of a GenBank genome assembly
AUGGUCUGUUACCCUUAUACAUACUUGUCUAUUGGUUGUCAGUUCUUCUAUACCUCUCUCUUCUCGUUCUCUCUCUCCAUCUCCUCUCUCUCUCUCUCUCUCUCUCUCUCUCUCUCUCUCUCCCCCUCUCUAUUCUUUCGCAUCCUCUUUAGUUUUCUUCUUGGCAGCCAUUCUUUCUCUUUCCUUCUCUCCUUAGUACACAUUCACAUAAUUACUUUCACGCACGCAUGCGCUCAUACACAUAAUACAGCCCUCUGUCAAUCACUCUGUAAUCUCUCCCUUCCUUUCUCUAUCGAUUUUCCAAGCGCCUAUUACUUCGAUCUAUCGAUCCGCCCUAAUCCCACCGAGAUCUAUUUCUUUGCCGCUCCAACACCGGCCUGUCACCCAUACUCUUUAUCAAACCAAGACCUAGCUGUAUUACAUGUUUACAACUAUGACGUAACUGAUACUGAUCCAAUCAGAUCACGCAUCCUCCGUCCCUCCCACCACCUCGCCCGCAUACGUGCAUGCACAUGCAUUCCUAGAGUUUGUUACAUAACGAAUCUUAUAAAGAAUUAUGUGCAACAAAGUAACAAUCACCACUCAGACAGUUGUUAA